Messenger RNA from Lindgomyces ingoldianus, 1797 nucleotides. Its product is annotated as Di-copper centre-containing protein. NCBI's taxonomy places the organism in Eukaryota, Fungi, Ascomycota, Dothideomycetes, Pleosporales, Lindgomycetaceae. The transcript has 8 exons. Gene Ontology annotation, molecular function: oxidoreductase activity. The record is from RefSeq and is a predicted model, not a curated record. The coding region runs from base 1 to 1797 and encodes 598 amino acids.
AUGAAGUCCACACAUCUCACAGCGGCCUCGCUGCUCAUCUCUUUCUGUCAAAGCUCACCACUCCUCCAAACGAGCGCUUUCCUAGACAUCGAAACCCGCCAGUCCCCAGGCUCAUACUUUGCCAUUACAGGGGCUACAGGAGGCGUUUUUCCGCGCAUGGAGAUUCGCGAUCUCGAGAAGGCGGGGGAGAUGUGGAAUUUGUAUCUUCUAGCUAUGGCGAGCUUUCAGGCUAUGGAUCAGAAAAAUAUUGCCUCUUGGUAUCAGAUUGCAGGGAUUCAUGGGAUGCCUUGGAUACCGUGGGAUGGUGUAAAAGGAAUCAUCACUGACGAAAAAUCGACUUCCCAAAGAGGUUAUUGUCCACACAACCAGCUUCUUUUCGCCACUUGGCACCGUCCAUAUCUCGCUCUCUUUGAGAAGCAACAACUCCAAAAACUAGCCAAAAACAUCGCAGAUCAGUUCCCCACUCCUACCAGAAAAGUCUAUCAAACCGCCGCGUCGCAACUCCGAAUCCCAUUCUGGGACUGGGCGAAAGCCCUCCCAACAUCCCAACCCGUACUUCCUACUGCCGUCACUGUAGAGAAAGUCAGCGUGACGUUUCCAAAUGGCACGAAGGCGAAUAUCGACAACCCUCUUUACGACUACAACUUUCACCCCCUCGACCAUUCCCAAAUAAACGGCACAGGCUGCCCCACAAUUGGCACUCCUGGAGGCGCCGUCGGCGGCCUCCCCUCCGUCUGCGACAACUCACUCAUGACGGUUCGCAAUGGUGAAACGGUCUCAGACCAUGUUGGCCUGAACCAAAAACUACGGAAUAUCCUCCCCUCCCAGAGAACCAAAGUCUAUGCAAUCCUCUCGCAAUGGCAGUCAUUUAACACGUUUAGUAAUGAUGGGGGUUGUGGGGUUGGAGGCCCUGGAACCCUCGAAACGGUACACAAUCCGAUUCAUACGAAUAUGUGGCCGGGGCAUAUGAGUCCAGCGAGUGUGAGCGCGUUUGAUCCGAUUUUUUGGCUGCAUCAUGCGAAUGUUGAUCGCCAAAUGGCACUAUAUCAGGCGGUCUUCCCGCAGACAUAUGUUGAGCAAUGUAUUGCAGAUACGCCAACAUAUACGAUUGAAAAGGGGGAUGUUCUUGAUGCGAAUUCACCACUCACACCUUUCCACAAAAACGCCGCUGGGGAUUGGUGGACUUCAGCCAACUCUCGAAACACUCGGGACAUGGGGUACACAUAUCCAGAACUUACAUCGAACCCAAGUAACUCAACACUCGUGGCGCAGAUCAAAUCGCUGUAUUCAGGACCAGCUACUGGGAGCAGCUCACAGCCUAGGGCUAAACGCCAGGAACCUGGACCUGGACCAGAGAAAGGGUUGGUCUACUUGGUGGAAGUCAAAUUGCCCUUAUACGGCCUUGACGCAGGCGCGCCUUACAACCUGCUUGUAUUUCUUGGUAACGUGGCGAGUGAUUCAAAGGAGUGGUUGGGCUCGGAUUCCUUCGUAGGCAUGGCGUCCACAUUGGGUGGGAAUAAUAUGAAGAGCGAGCAAUUUACUCUCACGACAGUGGACCUGAGUGAAGCGCUGGAGAAGCGUAUUGCGGCGGGUGAUACGACAGCAGAACAAGCGGAAGAAUAUUUAAAGAAGAAUUUGCAUUAUCGGUUGGAGCUUGGCGAGAUUGAAAUUCCUAGAGCAGAAGUGCCGGGGAUAAAGGUGUCAUUAGUCACCACGGAAGUUGAGCUUGCGGCUUCGAAUGAUGUUUUCGACCGCUGGGUUGGCGGGUUUGUGGAUCAUGGGGAGGUUGAUAGCUGA